UAACUUCUGCAUUUGGUCAGCAGGUUAUGGUUAUAUUAAAAAAGGUGGAUUGUUUCACAUACACUAUAACAUACAUUUUGUCAGUAAAGCCAUGCUUUAUGAGAAAAGUUUCCUAAAAAUGCCUAUAAUUAAUAAUGGACUAUAAUUAUUGUUAAAAGGGGCCAUGCAAACCCUUAUUAUUUUGAUAAAUACAGAUCAAGUUAAAUUUAUUCAGCUUUCCACUACAGUGAAACAGCUGUUACUGGAUGUGUUUAAACUUUUAUAUAACAUAUUUGAUUGGAUUUCACACAUACGUCACACAUACCAAUUCACAUAUUUCACAUAUUUAACUACUGAGUAUAAUAAGUUAAAAGAGAAAACCUUCAAGAGAAACACAACAAAACCAAAACAGCAACUUUGUAGAAACACAGAGUGAUUUCAAAACGACUGUUUUAUAUUAACUAAGAACUACUUUUAAUGGUUCCCAAGAUGUAAUGGCUUUCUCUAAGUGAGGGUUGGGUUUGUUUUUAAUAAUCUAUAUGCUUUGUUAUGCAUUUUCCUUGUUUUAGUAAAAACAAAAUGUGUUUCUGUAGUUUCACUUAAGUUAGUGCUUGCAAUACAUGGCAAAUUACAGUCAUUUUAUUUUCUGGUAUUUGUUACUUUAUCCUUCAUGAGUGAGAACCAUCUCUUUCAAACACAGUAGGCCCAGUAAGGUGAGGAAAUAGGUGGAGUUUUCCCAACUUGGUCAUUUGCAAUGGAGAUGGUUUAGCAGCACUGUUUUAGCACAUAUCCGCUGUUGGGCCGGUUUGCUUUGAGGAAGGCUCUGCUUAUUCAUCCCGGUCAUAAAGCCGCGCUGCGCGCUGUAGCCCAGAGCGCACCGCUCAGCUGAGCCGUUUCCUACUCGAUUGUGAUGCUGAUGGCCUCGUUAAGGCCACUAUUGCGUCUUUUCUCUGCGGGCUGCGGGAAGCCCUACCACGGCCAUUUUCAUGGUCACACCACCCGCGGGCAUCCAGAGGUGGCAAACUAAACGAACCAGCAGGGGUUCCGAGGGGGAAACACUCUGUUUCUUAGCGUUGGAUAAGCGUGGUGUUAAAAUCCCCAAGAACAUCCAACCUCCGACUGAGCUACUGUAAGAUUUGUAAUAUUAGAUGAUUGAAAUACCAAGACCUAACAUCACACAUCUUUUCACGUCAUGCCAGACAAAGAGCAAUGCCAACAUAAAGCUCACAUAUGGGUGCACACGAACUAUUAGAAAUGUUUACCAUAAUAGUGCAAAAAGUGAUGAGCCAAAAUAGCACUAGAGUGAUGUAGGUGAUGUGUAGAGUCCAUACUCAUUAAGGAAUGUUUUAGCACAGUAAGCUUUCAGUUUUAUUCUUUAUACUUUAGUUGAUUUUGCUUAAUUUGAUGCAAUUGUUUUGUUGGCACUCAUUCUAAAUGUUAAGCAUUUACUAUUAGAUGCAUACAUACUUUGCCAUAUUCAUUAAAAUACCACAAAUUGGCAUCUAUAAAUUGAGUUUGCUUUGCAUGAAUACGCCGAGCGCACUCAAAGACUCACCAAAUCCCCCCACCUGUGCGCUUGCCUCCUCUGACUCCCCACGGUGAGGGGCCACUCUGAUAGGUCCAGAGGGUUAAUGGGACUGCCCUGCAGGGCAGCAGUCUUCCUGAAUAUAAAGCCUCGGCCCUUCUAACCACAGCAAACACAAGGAUAAGGAACAAGCAGACUGUGGAUGCACCCUUACGCAUGAAUAGGGCCUUUUGGUUUUUACGCACGGGAAAUCUUAAAUGCCUCUUUGGCACAGUUGAGUCUUAUUGCGUUUUCUUAACAUUCCGCGAGUGACCAUGACUCUCUCCAGUGAGUUUGAAGCUUCACAACACGCCGUUUCGUCUAUUGAAGAGGACGAGAUUGACAUAGUGGGCGAAGAUGAUCCAAGCCACGGGCGUUUGUAUCGCAAUGAGUGCGCCGGGUCCUCGGCAGAGUCUGGAGCAGAUUUUGACUCCUCAGAGCCAGAUUCUUCGGGGGAAAGCGAGAAUAGUUUCUGCGCAGACGCACCGCAGUCCAGGAAAGCCCAGAGCAGCUCGGUGAAGCCCCCCUACUCCUACAUCGCCCUCAUCACCAUGGCCAUCCUGCAGAGCCCGGUGAAGAAGCUGACUCUUAGCGGCAUCUGCGACUUCAUCAGCAACAAGUUCUCCUACUACAGAGACAAGUUCCCCGCUUGGCAGAACUCCAUCAGGCACAACCUUUCCCUCAAUGACUGUUUCAUCAAGAUCCCGAGGGAGCCUGGAAACCCGGGGAAAGGCAACUACUGGUCUCUGGAUCCUGCCUCUGAGGAUAUGUUCGACAACGGCAGCUUUCUCCGACGCCGAAAGCGCUUCAAGAGAAACCAGCCCGAGCUUGGCAAAGACGGACUUAUGUUUUAUUCCAACUUGCACUGCUACCGGCCGUACGGGCAACCAUAUUGCGUACAAGGCCAUGUAAGCCCCCCGCCCGCUGCUCCUAUCCGGUACAUGCCUCUGCAGGAGAGCAUCAUGAUGCCUCCCUCCUCUUAUCACCUUCUACCUCAAACUUUGAACACUAAGUGCAGUGGGCCCAAAGACUUCAGAGCGCAGGUUUGCGCAUCAGAACCCACUGAGCCAAAGCCCAGCCCGCAGGUGAAGUGCUCCUUCAGCAUCGACAGCAUCAUGAGCAAACCCUCUCCCAUCAGUCCACACAACCAAAACCCACAGCAGAGCCCUCGCAGUGCUUUUGGGUACGGUCAUCUGUUGUCAGGCCCUGCUGCCUGUUUGGUUCCGACGCUCCUGCAGCCUCCCAGGACUCCUUUCUGCCCUCCUGCCAUGCUGAGCACUGCUCCUGUAAGAAACCAGCAGCCCAGACUCUCAUACCAUCACUGCUGAAGCCUCUAUGUGUGAUGCUUUGUGAAGACACGUUCGUGUAGCUCGUUUCUUAAAGAAAUAUUUUAAUUGCAUGAUAUUUAUGUGCGUUGACAUUCAGAGUUUUAAAAAAUAAUCAGUGUAAAUAAGAUGAGUGGUAAUAUAUUUGUGAAAUUUGCUGCAGUGGAAACCCUCUCUGUGGUUGCUUGUUUUUUGUUAUUGA
Plectropomus leopardus (leopard coralgrouper) is the source of this 3070-nucleotide messenger RNA. It is a transcript of the gene foxd5, whose product is annotated as forkhead box D5. The record is from RefSeq and is a predicted model, not a curated record. Gene Ontology annotation, biological process: cell differentiation; anatomical structure morphogenesis; regulation of transcription by RNA polymerase II. NCBI's taxonomy places the organism in Eukaryota, Metazoa, Chordata, Actinopteri, Perciformes, Serranidae. Gene Ontology annotation, molecular function: RNA polymerase II cis-regulatory region sequence-specific DNA binding; DNA-binding transcription factor activity, RNA polymerase II-specific.